Diaporthe citri is the source of this 1188-nucleotide messenger RNA. RefSeq lists its product as uncharacterized. The transcript is spliced from 3 exons. Gene Ontology annotation, molecular function: methyltransferase activity. The coding region runs from base 1 to 1188 and encodes 395 amino acids. The record is from RefSeq and is a predicted model, not a curated record. NCBI's taxonomy places the organism in Eukaryota, Fungi, Ascomycota, Sordariomycetes, Diaporthales, Diaporthaceae.
AUGUCCACCCAAGAGCUCUACGAUCAUGUUACCGAGCGCUACAGUGCAGCGUCCCGAGGCACCGCCCUUGAGUACGGAGCCUCAGUCGCCAAAGCGUUCGGCUACUCGGAAGAGGAGCUCGCAGAUAUUCCUAAGGAGUCCAACUUGGGUCUGAGCUGUGGCAACCCGAUGGCCAUGGCGAGCAUACGCGAGGGAGAGACAGUCAUCGACCUGGGCAGCGGCGCCGGCUUCGAUGUCUUCCUCGCUGCCAACAAGGUCUGGCCCAGCGGGAAGGUCAUCGGCGUCGACAUGAACAAGGCAAGUCACGCCUGUUUCUCCCUCACGUACUCGUGCCGAGCGAACACAGCUAACUCCGGCGGCCAGGACAUGCUCGCCCGUGCCAACGAGAUCAAGGCCAAGCACAAGAAGACCAACGUCAGCUUCGUCGACGCCCAGAUCACAGACAUGUCCGCCAUCCCCUCGGGCACGGCCGACUGCGUCAUCAGCAACUGCGUCAUCAACCUCGUGCCCGAGGCGGACAAGCCGCUUGUCUUCCAGGAGAUGCACCGCCUGCUCAAGCCCGGCGGACGUAUCGCGAUCUCAGACAUUCUGGCCAAGAAACCCCUGCCGGAGAGGCUCAGGGCCAACAUGGCGCUGUAUGUCGGCUGCGUCUCCGGGGCGAGCCUGGUCGGGCAGUACGAGCGGUACCUGGCGGAGGCGGGGUUCGAGGCCCGGAGCGUUGUGAUCAGGGACGAUGGUGCCGACUUGAAUGUAUAUCUCGAGACCAACCCGGACGGGACGAGGACGGUCGGUGGGACUGGAGGCAACUUGUGUUGUAAUCCGAGCAUUCCAAGUGCUGCUCCCGCUGCCCCUUCUGCCCCGGCUGCGUCGUCCUGCUGUUCCACGAAACCGGCCGUAGACCAGCCUUCUACGACAGAAUCCUCCUCUUGCUGCUCUGCGGAGAAGAAAUCCGCCCCGGUGGUAGCUCCUGCUUCGUCUAGCUUCUUCGGAGGCAAGUCGAAGGCUGACGCGGUCAUGGAAUCUGCUGCUGCUGCCGCCGCGGCGGCUUCGUCGUCUUCGUCGUGCUGUGGAGGAGGGAGCAAGCGGGAUCAGUCGUAUGCGUUCGACGACAAGGAUUUGGCCGAUCUGGAAGGCGAGAACCUGAACGACUGGGCUGGAUCGUACAAGAUCUAUGCCGUUAAGUCUUGA